This is a messenger RNA of Erigeron canadensis, 790 nucleotides long. RefSeq lists its product as uncharacterized. NCBI's taxonomy places the organism in Eukaryota, Viridiplantae, Streptophyta, Magnoliopsida, Asterales, Asteraceae. The transcript has 4 exons. The record is from RefSeq and is a predicted model, not a curated record. The coding region runs from base 118 to 435 and encodes 105 amino acids.
CAAAUGUAGCACUCUCACUCUCACUCUCGCUCUAUCACUCUCACUCUCACCCCCCAAUUCUCUCCCGGAUUUUCGCUUUCCACCUAAUUUUCUUGUUUUCCGACGCUAGUGUCUCUCAUGGUAGGGAGUAGAUCAUCAUCCAGCUUACACGACAUUCCUAUCGAUGCUUCUCAGCACCACAUAUAUGAAGGUAGUGGUGGUUCCACUACCGGUUCUGGAUCGGGCUCUGGCACUACUGUGGCUGUGGUUGCUGGUCCAGAGAGUGAUCCUGCUGUGGUUGCUGGUCCAGAGAGUCAUCCUGCUGUGGUUGUUGGUCGAGUGAGUCGUCAUACUGUAGUUGCUGAUCGAGUGAGUCGUCCUACUGUGGUUGGUGGUCCAGAGGGUGCUGUGGUUAAUGGUCAGACAGAGAGUCCUCCCACUGACCCAUUCACGUGAGUUAUAAGCCUAGUUCAAUACAUGCUUCAACAAAAACCGAAGCCCAAAAGACCGAACUGGUUUUUGCUCAAAAGUCGGGUUAGAGCUUUUGAGUAAAAAUUGGCUCUGUUUUCUGCCCCUCUACUUACAUGUCUGUAAUGUUAUUAUUUGUUAGAUGUCUUAGCUUUAACGAACCGGUUUUUGGUCAAAAGUCGGGUUUGAGCUUUUGAGUAAAAACCGGCUCGGUUUCCAAGCCAAAACAUGUAGAAAAACCGGUUCUGUGCACCUCACUUAUAGCAGAUGUUUUUACAUGUCUGUAAUAUUUUUUAUUUGUUAGACAUUUGAUUAUGCUAUAUGAAAUUAAAUUUGAAGUUCA